This is a messenger RNA of Sardina pilchardus (European sardine), 1896 nucleotides long. Its product is annotated as Fc receptor-like protein 3. Gene Ontology annotation, molecular function: transmembrane signaling receptor activity. NCBI's taxonomy places the organism in Eukaryota, Metazoa, Chordata, Actinopteri, Clupeiformes, Clupeidae. The coding region runs from base 15 to 1655 and encodes 546 amino acids. Gene Ontology annotation, cellular component: plasma membrane. The record is from RefSeq and is a predicted model, not a curated record. Gene Ontology annotation, biological process: cell surface receptor signaling pathway. The transcript is spliced from 11 exons.
GGACGGCACACAGCAUGGAGCUCUCUCCUCUGGGCCUGCUGCUGCUUGUGCUGAUCUUGUGUUCCUACUCUGGACAUGCUGCAGAUCCCCCUAUAGUAACUGUGUCUUCUCAUCCUCCUCUCUAUCCUGGAGAGAGGGUCACUCUAAGGUGUGAUAUGUCAGGGUACACAGACUGGGUUCAGUACGUCUGGUACAAAGACAAUAAUCAGUUUAAUCACAACAGACAGACUCUCACUAUAACUCUCCCUGGUUAUGCUGGCCAGUACACAUGCAAAGGGCGGAGAAGUGGUUGGCAACAGUAUACUCAGAGGAGUGCUCCGGUCUCUAUCAGUGUCACAGAUCUCCCUGUAGCUACAGUGGCUGUAGAGUCUCCUCAACCUCCCUUCUAUCCUGGAGACAAAGUCACUCUGAGGUGUGAUAUAGCAGAGCACACAUACUAUUACUGGUAUAAAGACAAUCUAUUUAAGGAGAACAAAAAGACCCUCACCAUUCCUCUCCCUGAUCAUGCUGGCCAGUACACAUGUGAAGGAUAUAGAAGUGAUAGGAAACUGUAUUCUCAGAGGAGUGCUCCUGUCUCUAUCAGUGUCACAGCCCUGCCCACAGCUAAACUUACUGUAGAGCCCCAGAGUCCUGUGUUCACUGGAGAGACGGUCACUCUGGAGUGUGUGAUAGAGUCUCUCGGUGGCUGGACAUAUAAGUGGUAUAAGGAGUCCAGCAGAACCCCAGUGUCUGAGGAAAACACCUUCACCAUCAGAGGAGCUGCUGAGUCUCAUAAGGGCCAGUACUGGUGUCAGGGGGAGAGGAGACACAGACCCACAGCAUCACACCCAAGCAGGAGAAUUACUCUUGAUGUCAAAGCCCUGCCCACAGCUACACUGACUGUAGAGCCCCAGAGUCCUGUGUUCACUGGAGAGACGGUCACUCUGACCUGUGUGAUAGAGUCUCUCGGUGGCUGGACAUAUAAGUGGUAUAAGGAGUCCAGCAGAACCCCAGUGUCUGAGGAAAACACCUUCACCAUCAGAGGAGCUGCUGAGUCUCAUAAGGGCCAGUACUGGUGUCAGGGGGAGAGGAGACACAGACCCACAUCAUCACAACCAAGCUGGAGAACAACUCUUGAUGUCAAAGCAUCAAAGCCCAAACUCACAUUAAGUCCAGACCGCCAGCUCCUCACAGGAGACUCAGUGACUCUGAGAUGUGAGUUGGGUGUUUCCUCUGGUUUGGUGUUCUACUGGUACAGAGACACACAGACCUCUGAUCCUGUGAACCAGACUGAUGGAGACUCCUACAGCAUCAGCUCUGUUAACAUCUCUGAUGGAGGACAGUACUGGUGCAGAGCUGGGAGAGGAGACCCAGACUUCUAUACUCAAUAUAGUGAUGCAGCUGAGAUAACAGUUACAGAUGCUGGGUCCUCUAAGUCCAUGGUAACAGUAGGUGUGGUGAUUAGACUGCUUCUUGCCUUUGCUCUGAUGAUUUUAAUGGUAGUCCUGAUGCAUUGCUCCCAGAAAGCAAAGGGUUCAGUGUUAGUGACGCCAAACCCUGGUCUGCAGCAGAGCGACAGUCACAGUCCAACCUCACAGAACAGAGUUUUAGGUGGUGCUGUGGCUGGAACCAGUGAUGUGGUCUAUGACGAGAUUGAGCUGAAGGAUACACUCUAAGAAGUCUGAUGUGUGUGCUCAGAGACAACACAUUUUGCAUCAAUUUCAACUCAACACAUUAGAUAUGUCAUACAGUAUAUUGACACAUUUGUGUUAUUCUGACACACUGUGUGUCAGUAACGUGUAGUUUUAAACAUACGUUAUGCAUAUUAGAGGGGUACUUUAUUUCAAUAUUAACCCACUGGUGUCCACAAAUAAAUUAAGAAUAAUGAACCUGGCCAAUAAAGCUGAUUGAUUCUGA